AUGCGAUCCAAUGUCUUGCUUGCGUUGUCCCAUCGCAACGAAAAGGACCUGCCAGCAUCCGUAUUCGCCGAGUUUAUUCACAAUCAAACUCAGCAACAAAAGGUUGCUAGUCUCAAAGCUUUCCCUCAUACCUAUGAAGCCUUGAAAAGUGCUAUACAGCAACAGGACUACAGCAGCUGGCCCGGCCAUGUUUGGGCUCACAAUCUCCCGCCAUCUGCGGGCCCACAGGAACUUGCGCUUUGGCAGGUGUUUCGAUACGCGCUUACGGAUUUGCACCAGAAACUGGAUGUACCGCACAGUAACUCAACCACGAAUGAACGAACAGAGUGGAUCAGACGGGUCAUACCGUUCCUCGAAGCGGUGCACUGCAAUACCACACUGCUGCGUAUCGUUUGGUGCGAGUAUCCCGCCUGGGGUUCACAGGCCGCAUUGUUAAGUGAAAGGAACUAUCAAGCUAAACGGCCAAAAAUGUGGGUUGGCAUGGGUCUGGACCCGGGCUCCAAUUCUGAAUUGAUGAUUAUGGAAGCUAGCUCAAACUCGAGAACGAAGGAAAAUGCCACGCAUUCAAUUGACGACUCUGCCAAAAUCAUCGAGCUAUGUACGAAUGCUCUAAAGCUUGAACUACUGAAGCACAAAGAAGCGGCGUACACAACAGUGAAUAAGAAGUGCGUACUCGGAUUCCACUUUAUUGUGGAUAGGAUAACGUUAACAAUGACCACACUGGAGGAUCGGCGAUGGAAAGUAGUGCAACUACGCAGUGCUGAGAUUCCGAUGAGGUGGCGCGAACGGAGCAAGGUGCUCCAGGUAUGCGAAUUGGUGGCUGCAGCAUAUUCAACGCUGCUAGAGCAGCAGGAGCUUAUGGAACGCAUUUGCGAAGAGGAGAGCGGUGCAAUUGAAGUGCCAGAGGAGGAAAGAGCACGCCAGGUCCUCAAAAAACUGUCAAUCACCGCCUGCGAACCAUGA
This is a messenger RNA of Fimicolochytrium jonesii, 963 nucleotides long. RefSeq lists its product as uncharacterized. The transcript has 2 exons. Lineage: Eukaryota; Fungi; Chytridiomycota; Chytridiomycetes; Spizellomycetales; Powellomycetaceae. Bases 1 to 963 code for a protein of 320 amino acids. The record is from RefSeq and is a predicted model, not a curated record.